AUAUAUGCAAAAAGGUCCCAUUCCCAUUUCCCUCCCAUCUCCAGCCCUAAAACAGCACUGACGCCGCCGGGAGAAAGAGCAGCCGAGAGCCGCCGCGUUCUCUCUUUCUCAGACUUGACUGGAGUAAACCAUGCAAUCGAUUUGGCGGAGUUUGUGUGGAAGUGGAUUUCACUUUUCCAAAUCCUUGAUUUGUGCGGGAGGGCAACCUGUGAACCAUCUUCAACAAACUUCGGGCCAUUUGAAUCGGGUUUUGGGAAAUGAACCGAUUUUCUCUGGAUACAAGACAUUAUCUAGUAAUGGGAUAUAUCAAUCUGUGAAUUCUGGAGCUAAUUUUCUCAUUAGGAGCAUGACUACAUCGGUUAAUCCUGAAAUUUCUGAUGGGCAAGAUAGUUCUGGGGCGUCCCCCGAAGUUAUUCAUCCUCCGCGUAUUAAAUUUAAAAGACUAGACAAAACGGCAAGGCAUAUAAUGAAUAUUUUGGACAAAGAAGCAGUUGAGAAAGUUCGAUCGGAGAGAGAGAUACCAGCCAUUGAACCUGGCUAUAUUGUCCAGCUUAAAGUGGAAGUGCCUGAGAACAAGCGUCGUGUUUCAGUAUUGAAAGGCAUUGUUAUAGCAACACGAAAUGCCGGUCUACAUUCCACAUUCAGGUUACGAAGGCUUGUAGCUGGUGUUGGAGUAGAAUCUGUUUUCCCCUUAUACUCUCCAAACAUCAAGGAAUUUAAGGUUUUGGAGAAAAAGAAAGUACGAAGAGCGAAGCUUUACUACCUAAGGGACAGGAUGAAUGCCCUAAAGAAAUGAUCGGCUUCUUUUUUCUUAUGGUUAGAGCUCUCUUUUCUGCAACUGCUCUGAUUCAUACUCUCAACCCUAAACUCUUUUUGAUGAAAUCCAAAUUUUCGUAUCAAUGUUAGGGUGGUUCUUUCUGCUGCAUAGGCUGAAAUUUUUUUUAUGUAUUUUAAUUACUAUGCUAUCACAAAUGUUUCCCUGUUUCUUUUUAA
Molecule: messenger RNA, 993 nt
Organism: Dioscorea cayenensis subsp. rotundata (Guinea yam)
Lineage: Eukaryota; Viridiplantae; Streptophyta; Magnoliopsida; Dioscoreales; Dioscoreaceae
Product: 50S ribosomal protein L19, chloroplastic-like
Exons: 6
Coding region: 131-796 (221 amino acids)
Biological process (GO): translation
Cellular component (GO): ribosome
Molecular function (GO): structural constituent of ribosome
Source: RefSeq, a predicted model, not a curated record